Hevea brasiliensis (rubber tree) is the source of this 1237-nucleotide messenger RNA. RefSeq names its product 40S ribosomal protein SA. Gene Ontology annotation, biological process: cytoplasmic translation; ribosomal small subunit assembly. The coding region runs from base 111 to 1013 and encodes 300 amino acids. Gene Ontology annotation, molecular function: structural constituent of ribosome. The record is from RefSeq and is a predicted model, not a curated record. The transcript has 5 exons. Lineage: Eukaryota; Viridiplantae; Streptophyta; Magnoliopsida; Malpighiales; Euphorbiaceae. Gene Ontology annotation, cellular component: 90S preribosome; cytosolic small ribosomal subunit; ribosome.
CUUUGAUGGGGUAAAAACCCUACGUCCUAUCAGCUAGGUUAAAGAAAACCCUAUUUAUCUGUCUUCCUAUCACAAUCCUUCCGUCUCAUUCACUCUUGCGCAGCGCAGCCAUGGCGACGGGCACAGCAGCGGCACCAACACGGGCUUUGUCCCAAAAGGAGUUGGAUAUACAGAUGAUGUUGGCUGCUGAAGUUCACCUCGGCACUAAGAACUGCGACUUCCAGAUGGAACGUUAUGUUUUCAAGCGACGCAAUGAUGGAAUUUAUAUCAUCAAUCUUGGAAAGACAUGGGAGAAACUUCAACUGGCUGCUAGGGUCAUUGUGGCCAUUGAGAACCCACAGGACAUUAUAGUCCAGUCUGCAAGGCCUUAUGGUCAAAGAGCUGUCCUCAAGUUUGCCCAAUACACUGGUGCCCAUGCUAUUGCUGGAAGGCAUACUCCCGGUACAUUCACUAACCAGCUUCAAACAUCUUUCAGUGAGCCGCGACUCUUGAUCCUCACUGAUCCCAGGACUGAUCACCAGCCUAUUAAGGAAUCUUCUCUUGGAAGCAUUCCCACCAUUGCUUUUUGUGACACGGACUCUGCUAUGCGUUAUGUGGAUAUUGGCAUUCCAGCUAAUAACAAAGGGAAGCACAGUAUUGGAUGUCUGUUUUGGCUGUUGGCAAGAAUGGUUCUGCAGAUGCGAGGCACUAUUCCACAAGGGCACAAGUGGGAUGUUAUGGUGGACUUAUUCUUCUAUAGGGAGCCUGAGGAAACCAAGCAACAGGAAGAGGAGGAAGCAGUACCAGUUACUGAUUAUGCACUCCCUUCUACUCAUUAUGGGCUUUCUAAUACUGAUUGGGAUGCUCAAAUUGCUGAUGGCCAGUGGACUGCUGAAGCAGCUCCACCACCUAUUUCUGCUGUUCCUGCUUCCAACUUAUAUCCAGAGCAGGGUGGAUUGUCUAAUGAAUGGGACGCAGCAGCACCGCCAGCCCAAUCAGUAGCCCCUGCUCCUGCUGCCACUGGCUGGGAAUAGUGAAGCACGAGAAGCUCAAUACCAUGUCUUGUGCUAUUGUUUAGAUUUAUUAGGAAUUGUUUGAGGGAUUACCAAACAUCAAAUUGGAAAGUGGACAUGUUUUGUUUUGUUUAAUCAUCGUUUUGGGCAAAAGCUUAGUUGUAGACGUCUGGAUUUUAAAAGUUUUGACAUUUCCCUUGUAGUGAUGCUAAUUUUUACAAUAUUUUAUUUUCAACUUUCAUUGA